Mesorhabditis spiculigera is the source of this 1545-nucleotide messenger RNA. The record is from the annotation of a GenBank genome assembly. NCBI's taxonomy places the organism in Eukaryota, Metazoa, Nematoda, Chromadorea, Rhabditida, Rhabditidae.
AUGUACACCGAGGAUGAACUAUCUAGUUCCAUCCCCGAGUUCACCAAAAAAUUCGGCGAGGUGCCGUUGCUGGGGCAAAAGUUGCAGCCGGGGAUGAAACCACUCUCCCUCACCGAGCUCGGCCUCAUUUCUUCAUUGUAUCACAAUAUCAAGGAUAGCCAGUUGGACGCACAUCUAUUCCCAUAUGCAGGGCCCCUUUCAUUUGCUAUCGACACCACGGCCGUCCCGGAAAUCUCGAUCCCCGCUCCCUACAGAUGGUUCCUCCUCGACACCAACGGCGUCAACCGCACUUUUCCGCUGGCCAAUCGCCAAAAAUACCUGGAAAAUCUGUUUAAGGCGGCGAAUCGUGCCCACAAAAUCCAUUUCCAGACCCUGGACCACAUUCAAAAGUACUUCCCGGCUAUGACCGGCCAGGAGAAGCGUACGACAGGAUACGUCGCGGACAUGACGGCAUUUUACGAUAAGCUCUGGGAGUUCUACGCCGGCUACAACGAUACCGAUUUGACAAAGACGAAUAUCACGCUGGGUGAACUUCAGGAAUUGGUUCCGGAAAUUGACUGGCUAAAAUUCCUGUCCAACUACACGGUAGGGGAACAAAGGAAAAGCCUAAGCAUGAAGACCAAAGUAUUGUUGCGCGGCGAGAAGGGGAUGUACGCAAAGUAUUCCACUCUACUACGCGACACAACGACAAUGCAAAACGCGGCAUUCUUCAGCUGGUACGCCUACGUGAUGAACGACCGUCAGCUCACGCGCGCGCCGUUUUGUCUCGUGCUGUGGCAUGAAAUGUUCAACAAACUGUCCGAGCACUAUGUGGCCAAAUACCUCUAUGCCGAUGUGGACCUUGGCAAUGUGGAGACCCUGACUGAAAGUAUCCGGGCAGCCUUCGUCGACGUGCUCGCCGAUAACAAGUGGCUGGCCCCGGAAAACAAGAGAUUUCUGAUCGAAAAGAUAAAAAACACGCCCGCCUACCUUGGCUACAACAAGAAUGCGCUCGACCUGAAGGUGGCCGACGAGUUGGCCGAGUUUAUUACCGUUCCCGAUGACCUUUCGCCGAUCGAACAAGCGAUGGUGCAAACUCGGGCGAAAUGGGUGCGACAUAAUUAUCGCCAGAAAUGCAUCGUCGACCAAUUUGGGAACGUCACCCACUCGAACGUAUACCUCAACAUCUCCGUCACGGGUGACGGCUGGAAUCAGAAAGAGGAAGCUGCAGCUGAUCAUCAGGGAACGCUCGUGGCAUUUCGGGCUUAUCGUAAACAGCGCAAGCGGCUCUUCGGCAGUAAUCCGCCAAAGUUGCCCGGUCUCCAGAAGUACACCAACGAUCAGCUCUUCUUCCUCGCCCAUGCUCAGAACUGGUGCGGGCAACUCGACGAGCUGAAGACGCCUGCGUAUGCAAAUAUCUUCAAGAAACGCCAUCCACCCUACUCGGUGCGCGUCAACGAGGAUAUGAAGAACCUGGAGCCAUUUGCGACGGCGUUCAAGUGUCCGCUGAACUCACCGAUGAACCCGGAGAAGAAGUGUCGGGUUUGGCGCCGCAUCAAAAAGCGC